Molecule: messenger RNA, 2700 nt
Organism: Adineta ricciae
Lineage: Eukaryota; Metazoa; Rotifera; Eurotatoria; Adinetida; Adinetidae
Source: the annotation of a GenBank genome assembly
AUGGGCAAAAAAGCAAAAGUUGGAAAACUUCGUCGCGAUAAAUUCUACCAUUUAGCUAAAGAAUCGGGCUUUCGAUCUCGUGCUGCAUUCAAGUUAUUACAGUUAAAUCGUGAACAUCGUUUUCUUGAAAAUGCUCGUGUUCUUAUCGAUCUAUGUGCAGCACCCGGUGGUUGGUUACAAGUAGCUGAAAAACAUAUGCCAAUAUCAAGUUUAAUCAUUGGUGUUGAUUUAGCACCAAUUAAACCAAUUCCACAUACCAUUACAUAUCAAGAAGAUAUCACAUCAGAAAAAUGUCGACAACUUUUGAAAAAAGAUCUAGCUACCUUUAAAGCCGACGUUAUUCUUCAUGACGGUGCUCCAAACGUCGGAAAAAGUUGGGUUCAUGACGCAUAUCAACAAAAUGUAUUGACUUUGAACGCGUUGAAGUUAGCAACAGAAUUUCUACGUAAAGGUGGUACAUUCGUGACGAAAAUGUUUCGUUCGAAAGAUUACUAUUCAUUACUAUGGGUUUUCCAACAAAUGUUCAAACGUGUAGAUUCAACUAAGCCUCAAGCUUCGCGUAACGAAUCUGCUGAAAUCUUCGUCGUUUGUCAAGGAUAUCAUGCACCGGAUAAAAUCGAUCCAAAGUUUCUCGAUUAUAAACAUGUCUUCACAGAAGUUGAUAGUGAUAUCACCGAAGCACAAAACAAAGCAAAACUACGCUUGAAACAUCCUGAAAAAUUCAUCCGAAGUCGAGAAGGUUAUCCGGAAGGAGAUUACACCUUGUAUCACAAACUAGACGCAACUAAAUUCAUCGAAAGCGAGAAUUUUUUGGAUCUUCUUGCAACAGCGAAUGAAAUUGUGAUUGACGACGAUCGUCUACUUCAACAUCCCAAAACAACAGACGAAGUCAAAGAAUGUAUCAAAGAUAUUAAAGUUCUCGGUCGACGUGAAAUCACAUCGAUUCUUGCUUGGCGUCGACAUAUGUUUGCAUCGUUUUACAAGAAAGCUCCACUUCGAACUGAAGCAACAAGUGAAGAGAAAAAAGUCGAAGAAGAGACUGAGGACGGUGAAAAAGACGAAGAAGAUGCCGAUAUUGAAGAGCAAUUAUUAAAACUUAACGAACAGCAGCGAAAAGAAGCGAAAAGAAAGCGUAAACAUGUGAUGAAAGAAAAGCGUAAACUACGUGAUCGUCUUGCUUUGAAAAUGGUCUUACCUGGUGAUGUCCAUGAUCAUGAAACAGCUGAAGGUGGCAAGAAUGAUCAAGGCUUAUUCGAUCUUGAAAAAAUCAGAACCAAAAAGCAACUAUUGGAAAUUUCAUCAGCUAUUCCAGAUAUGAAUUUCGGGGCUGACCAAGAAGUCAACAGUGAUGACGAUGUUUACCUCGGUCAAGGAAAGAAUCGGAUACCUCGAGUGGCGUAUGAUAGAGAGAAAAAUAAUGGAGAUUUAGCGUCGAUCGAUAUUUACAAACAAUACCUCGACGAUGAAAAUGAUGAUGAUGAUGAAGACGAUGAACGAAUUCCAUACGAUUCAGAACGACGUCAGCCGAAACUCGAUAGUGACGUCGACGAUGAUGAAUCGGAAAAUGAUGAAAAUAAAAACGAUGAAUGGGAAGAUGAUGAAGAAAAUCCAUUAGAUAUGGACAUUCUUGAUGCACCAACGAAAUCAGCAAAAGCGAAAACAGUCGCUGAUGUCUGGUUCGAACAGGACAUAUUCAAGCAAACAUUGAAUGCUGACGAUGAUGAUGAAGAGUUCGAAUUGGAAAGAAAAUUGAAUGCAUUAAAAUCAGAAGGUGUCCCAGUUCUUGCUAAAGCUUCCAAAAGUAUUCUGAAGAAUGGUAAAGCCGAUGACUCCAGUGAUUCAGAAGAGGAGAGUAAGCCGAAGAAGGCCAAACGUCCACUGGACAAAGACGGAUUUGAAGAAGUACCGAUCGGUCAACCAAUGAAACGCGUUCAUCUCGAUGCUGAAGGCUUAGCCAUUGGUCAUGUUAUGGCUCAAUCGAAAAAGAAUCGUGAACAAUUGAUUGAUCAUUCGUACAAUCGUUUUAUGGGUUAUGGCGACGCGGAAGGUCUACCGAAAUGGUUUGUUGAGGAAGAGAAACAACACUGUCGAGCAAGUUUACCGCUGACCAAAGAAGUUGUUCAAAGAUACAAAGCGAAAAUGAGAGAAAUCGAUGAACGACCGUCGAAGAAAGUCUCUGAAGCUAAAGCUCGAAAGAAACGACGUGAAUUACGUAAAUUAGAAAAAGUCAAAAAGAAGGCUGAACCAUUGCUGGAUAAUCCCGAUUUAGACAACAAAGAACGAAAUAAACAGAUAAAAGAUCUCUAUCGAAAAUAUGGUGUCAUUGGCCAGAAGAAAGCCAAUGUGAAAUAUGUUGUGGCGAAAAAAUCUCAACGAGGUGCCAGCCGACCAGCAGGUGCCAAAGGUCCGUACAAAGUUGUUGACAAACGUUUGAAGAAAGAUAAACGUGCUGCUAAAAAACGAUCAAAAUUUACCAAAAAGAAUAACUCAGCUGGUAAAGGAAAGAACCAACAGAGAUCCGGCAAGAAUAAAAAACGAACCGUUUACAGACAUCCGCGUGAUGAUGUUCAAAGUUUAUCGACGGCUGACUUCGUCUCAGCAAGUAUAUUGAUUUCCAUGGAUGCUGUUCCAGGAAAACUCAAUGCACUUCAACUAAACUUAAUGGCAAUAACUAAAGUUCUAAUGCAAGUGGUCUAUUAA